UUGUGUGACAGGCAGGAGCUUAAAUACCAGCCCACGAGGAAGCUGAGCUGGUCUGUAAUGAUAGGGCGGCAGCAGCAGCAGAGGCAGCAGCAGAGGUAGUCGGGGAGGUGGAGGAACCAGAACACCAUGACCGAACACACAGGUGUUUCUCAGGAGUAAUUAGAUUUCUGAAGGCAAAAAUAUACCUGAGCAUUUUUACCUGUGAGCCCAGUAACAACUGAGAAGGAAUCUGAAAGCAAAGAGGAAGAGAACCAUCGGUCAAGAAACACCAACAGGCACCAAAGUUGAAAGUUUAGGGGGUUUAUUUUUAUUUAUUUAUUUAUUUUGUACUUUUUUGCUACUUCCUUUUCUCCCCUGCGGGUGACUACAAUGGUCAGAAAGCCUGUGGUGUCCACCAUCUCCAAUGGAGGUUACCUGCAGGGGAAUGUUCACAGGAGGCUGCCCUCCCUGGGCGGCAGGGAGCCACCUGGGCAGGAGAAAGUUGUGCUGAAGAAGAAAAUCACUCUGUUGAGAGGAAUCUCCAUCAUCAUCGGGACCAUCAUCGGAGCAGGGAUCUUCAUCUCUCCUAAGGGCGUGCUCCAGAACACAGGCAGCGUGGGCUUGUCCCUGGUCGUCUGGACCGUAUGCGGGGUCCUGUCACUGUUUGGAGCCUUGUCCUAUGCUGAGUUGGGAACAAGCAUAAAGAAAUCUGGUGGUCACUACACAUAUAUUCUGGAAGUUUUCGGACCAUUACCAGCUUUUGUGCGAGUCUGGGUAGAACUGCUCAUAAUACGCCCUGCAGCCACUGCUGUGAUAUCUCUGGCAUUUGGACGCUACAUUCUGGAACCAUUUUUUAUUCAAUGUGAAAUUCCUGAACUUGCAAUCAAGCUCAUUACAGCUGUGGGCAUAACUGUGGUGAUGGUCCUAAAUAGCAUGAGUGUCAGCUGGAGUGCCCGGAUCCAGAUUUUCCUAACCUUUUGCAAGCUCACAGCAAUUCUGAUAAUUAUAGUCCCUGGAGUGAUACAGCUAAUUAAAGGGCAAACACAACACUUUAAAGAUGCCUUUUCGGGAAGAAAUGAAAGUAUUAUGGGAUUGCCACUGGCUUUUUAUUAUGGAAUGUAUGCAUAUGCUGGCUGGUUUUAUCUCAACUUUGUUACUGAAGAAGUGGAAAAUCCUGAAAAAACCAUCCCCCUUGCGAUAUGUAUAUCCAUGGCCAUUGUCACCACUGGCUAUGUGCUAACAAAUGUGGCCUACUUCACUACCAUUAGUGCCGAGGAACUGUUGCUUUCGAAGGCAGUGGCCGUGACCUUUUCUGAGCGGCUCCUGGGAAAUUUCUCAUUAGCAGUUCCGAUCUUUGUUGCCCUCUCCUGCUUUGGCUCCAUGAAUGGUGGUGUGUUUGCUGUCUCCAGGUUAUUCUAUGUUGCAUCUCGGGAGGGUCACCUUCCAGAAAUUCUCUCCAUGAUUCACAUCCGCAAACACACUCCUCUGCCAGCUGUUAUUGUUUUGCACCCUUUGACCAUGAUAAUGCUCUUCUCUGGGGACCUCUACAGUCUUUUGAAUUUCCUCAGUUUUGCCAGGUGGCUUUUUAUUGGGCUGGCAGUGGCUGGACUGAUUUAUCUUCGAUACAAACGCCCAGAUAUGCAUCGUCCUUUCAAGGUGCCGAUCUUCAUCCCAGCUUUGUUUUCCUUCACGUGUCUGUUCGUGGUCGCCCUUUCGCUUUAUUCAGACCCAUUUAGCACAGGGAUUGGCUUCAUCAUCACUUUGACCGGGGUCCCUGCCUACUAUCUCUUCAUUAUAUGGGACAAGAAACCCAAGUGGUUUCGAAGAAUGUCAGACAGAAUAACCAGAACAUUACAAAUAAUACUGGAAGUUGUACCAGAAGAAGAUUGUCAUAAAUAAUGAGUUAAUACAUUUGAAAUCUUGGCAAUCUAUCCUUGGCCUUGUUUCUUCCCAAAGGGCUAAAAUAAAAAAAAAUGGAUCUUCACACCAUUUUAUGAAAAUCCAGAGGACUGCAACUUUGGAAAUGGACUAAAGGAAUCAGUUAUGUUUAUCUUUUAGAUUUUUCAAACAUGUUUCUAAGAAAUUUAGUUACAACUCAUUGUAGUUAUAGAAAGCUGAUAAACAAUGAUACAGUUCGCGUGAGCAUUGAAUCUCUGAUACCUACCUGUUAGGGAAAAAGACUACAGAAUUGACAGUUACUUUAGUGGUAACUAAACUGGUUAUGUUCUCUGUAACAUAUAGAUGGCUAAGAACCUUCAAAUUGAAGACUGAGAUGUUUUCUGUACAUAUGGGUUUUGUAAAAACAGUUUUUAUAUACUGUAGGUAACUGUACUUUGAAAAGUGUUUUCUACUCUUUUGAUAAAAAGCAUAUGUCAUCAUUAUGGACAGCAGAAAGAAAGAAAUUUGUUUUACAUUGGCAUUGCAUUGCUUCCCACAAAUAUCAACUUAGAUAUUACUCAUUUUAAUGGAUUAUAUACAGAGCAUUUUGAACAAAGAACAGAGGAGGUAUGCCUAAUUUUAAUGAAUUCAUUAAAGAAGAGCUUCUAGGGGAUAUUGUUUUUGAGGCAAAUCUAGGAGUUAUUUUUAAGUAAAAAAAAUUCUUGAGAAUGUAUUAUGUUAGGAUUUUUUUCACUCCAUAUCAGGAAGAGCUGUGGAUAUGUGCCAUUUUGUUUUCAUGAUGGUCUAUUUGAUCAAGAAAGGAUGUAACACCUUUCUUAGAGCAAGGUAACAAUCAAUAUGGUAAUAAAUCCUCAAGCCCAAUCACUUGUUUCACUAAUAACUUGCCCUUUGAUGGAUAUAUCUAAAUAUGUACAUUUUAAAUCAUCAAGUUGCAGUAACAAUAUAGACAGAAAUCACUAGGAAAGAAAAUGCCCAAAAUAUUAUGAUCAGUUCUAUGGUUCUCUAUGCAAUAUUAGUGAUUCUAAACAACUUUUAAAUUUCAUAGCCAUUUUUAUAUAGUGAUGAUUUUUGACAGUUUGUACAUUUCUUUGUAUACUUUAUAUUCUAUUAAAAUAUCUCUAUGGAUAAAAAUAUCCAUAUCAAUUAAGAAAAGAUAUAUUUACAUAAAAAUAAGGGAAGAAAUGUCACUGUUAAAUAAGUUUUGAAACUAAUGUUUCUAAGAAUUUUUCCAUUUAUGUGUCCAGGCUUUGUCAGUAACUUUCUCAUCUCAAUUAUCAUUCAACUUGUAAAAGAGAUAACUGAUAACAAAUUCACUGAAAGAAGGAGAAACUGUGCAUGAAAUGUGUAUAUUCAGACAGGUUUUAUUUUACUAGGUUUAGAAACUCUUGUGGAACUUUCAAAUAAUAAUAUAAUAAUUUUAACUAUUAUUUACAUAUACCUUGGAUUAAACAGCCAUGGCCAGAGUAUUUUUCAUCAUUUAAUUUUUAUCCAUUUAAAAAGAAUAAAAUUUGGAAGAAUUACACUGAUUAAAAUCAUUAAGAGCAGACAUAGAGUUCACAGACAAUUGAUCAAAGUGGAAUGAUGCUAAUUUGAGGCAAUUCCAAUUCAUUAAUUUCCAAUUCAUUAAUUUCAAUUUCAAAAUUAUAUUCAAUUAAUUUCAUUUAAUUAAGUUUCAAUUUAAUAUAUCCAAGAUUGAAAUUUUUUUCAGCCAAAUUCAGUGUUUGGGUCUUUAAGUAAAUUCAUAAAAAUUCCAUCCUUUUUCCCUUAUCAUAGGUUUUCAUACAGUUUUCAAAAUUUGAUCUGUAGUCCAUGCUUUUUAUAUUCAUUUGCCUAUAUCUCUCCCCACUAAAUUGUUGCUAGAGGUAAAAAUAGAGUUCCUUUAUAUUCUAUUUUUUUAUAGUCAAGGCUCUUAUAAUCUAAAUCAGAAAACUCUUCUGGACUUUUUUGUUCUGAAAUUUUAAAAAAAAGUUAGUCUCACAGAGACAUUUGUAUAGUUCUUGAUUAUUCCUGAGGUUUAUAUCAAAAGUGGCAAAUAGGUCUCCUCAUUUAUUUCCUUAGGUCUGGUUCUAAUUUCUCUUUAAAUAUAUCAUUAUACAAGCUAACUAGAUAACAUACUCAUUUUUUAUCACUUUUAAAAAUGAUUUUUGCAUUGUUAAUUUCUAACACCACUGUAAUAACAUUUUAACCAGAUGGACAGUCAGUCAGUAACUUUUUUUUUUAAAGUGAUGAGGAUUAAGUUGUAUCUCUACUUACUCUUAGGAUACAUCAUGACAAGAUAGGGGCUUCUGUAAACAUCAAAUCAAUAUUCAUAGAAUUUAUUUGAAAUGGUAUUACGCCAAGCAGAUUAUAGUUUGAACACUCUCCUGCACUUUUAUAUAUAUGUGUAUUUUUAUACUAAGUAAUUUUCUCAUAUAUUUAGAACAAUUUUUUUCUCAUACAUAUUUUAUAUCAAAAUAUUAUGUGAUAUAUUUUUACCAGUGUGCAUAUUCAAAUGCUGAAAUACAUUUUCUGAGUUCAUUAGAACACAAAAAGUAAAAGUGGCCAAUGUACUUUAAGAUAACUAAUACACUGUUUUCAGAUAUUCUGCUUUUUUUGUACAUAAAUUCUCAAGUAUUUAGUUAUAAAUUAAGCAGAUCUGGUAAAGACUUCCAAAGCUAAAACAAUUUGAUUUUAAAAAUAGAAUGAUUCUCCUUCCACACUUAUGAAUAUUUCAGUAAACAUUUUGACCCCCUUUUAAAAAUAUUAAAUUAGUUUCCUUUGUUCAGUUGAAGAAAACUGUUAUAAAUUGUGACUUGGUCAGCUGGAAGUAGACCCUGUUCUUGUCUUUCGGAGAUUAAAGAUGUGUCCUAGGAAAGUUGGCUGGCUUCAGUACAGACCAUAAACAUGAGACGUGUGUACACACACACACAAGCGUGCAUGUGCUUGUACCGUAUCUCCCUGCUUCUGCUGGCAUAAAAUUAGGACAGAUUAUUAGGUUACAUUAGCAAUUCAUGGCCAUUUCUCUAACACUAAGAUAUGUAAGUUAAAACAACUUUCCAGAUUGUCUUAUGUGUCUGGUCAAAUUGUUUCCCCCAUUGUUAUUUGAUCUAUAAACAGGUGGUUAACAAGAGUAUAAUUACCUAACUCAGUAGAAUUCUGUGUUGAACUGAGUCAGUCUUCAGCUGAGAAAGGGAGCAUCUUUAACCUACACUUGAUUUCUUAUCAUAGAGGUAUAGGUUAUGAAAAGAUAGAAACUAGAGGUCAGAGUCACAGAAAAUGAAAGCUAACAUGUGGCUGGAGUUAAUAUUUUGGUCUAAUUUUUUAUACAAUAUAGUCAAUGAAAUAUUAAAAAUCAUCUGCUGUACACAGGUGGAUAUCCUGAGAUGCUAAUGAAAUGUAAGCUUCAGUGCCUCUCACUUAGACAUGCCCCUUCCAAGGUCCUAUACUUAAUUUUGAAUUGGGAAUUUUGUAUUAAAAAUUUUCUUGAAGAAGAUUAGUAAAAUUAUAUAUACUUCAGGCUCUACAAAAUCUGCAUCUUUCCCUGUGAGAAAAAUCAAAGUACUCCCAGUACUUUUUCUACUAGAAAUAAGCAUGAGGUAUUAGUAGGAUAUAUUUUUUAGUAAUAAAGUUGUGAGUUAAUUGAAAUAUCUAUGUAUAACUACAAGUGGAUUUCUCUUACUAUUUCAUGUGAUAUAUAAGGAGAGAGUUUCACGUAGGACAUAUUUCAUGUGUCAGUUCUGAAUGACAGGAAAACAAUAAAUGGGAUUUUAAAGGUAGCUCUUUUUCUUAGUUUGGAAAGAAAUAUAGAUUUGGGUUUGAAUGCAGAUGAGUCAAGAAAUUUUAUUUUACUUAAAUAACACCUUACUUCAUUUCUCCCUACAUAAUGUACCGUAUGUUGGUGCUGGUAAUGUUUAUAGAGUUACAUUUACUUUCCUAACCAUAUAAAGUCAAGAAUUAAAGCAUGGAAUUGUGUAACUGAGAAUAAACUCCUAAGGAUGUAAACUAGACUAGAUAAUGAGUCAUCUUGACAGCUUCUGUUUACAUUAUUUAUGUGUAGGUAAAAGAAUUAUUACCUAUGUAUGUAUUUUAAGUUAAUUUUUCCAUAAACAGUAUUUUUAAUUUCUCUAUCUAUAAACUAAAAGUGCAAACUCUAGAUAUUAUUAGUACUGUUCUUUAAAAAGAUAUUUUAAUAGCCAAUUGGGGGAGAUAAUCUUUCCUUUUUUUCAAAUUAAUUGGAGUCUUGAAAGUAAAUGCUUGGUCUAUUUUUAGGUCUGAUAAAAAUUCUCAAAGUAUAUAUACAUCAUGGUCUCAGAGAAAGUUCACCAAUUUCUGUGUGUUGUGGGAUAUUGUUAUUCCCGCCCAUAUCAACGAAAUAGUAACUUGAUCUUUUUGAACCAUUUCUCUGUUUUCUUUGAAUGAAUCAGUGAUUCCCCCCUUUUUUUUUAUUUUUUGAUGUGAUGUUUUCAAGAUAGGAGUGAGUCAAUUUAACUUUAUACACUUUACCUAAUAUUCUUAGUGUGAAAUUACUUUCUUGGAAAUCCCUACCCCAUUCUCUCUGUUAUCAUUGGCUUUAAAAUAUCACUGGAGGAUGGUUACGGUAUCCAAAUAGUUACCUGUUACAUGUGUGUAUUUUGGCUGCUUGGAUCAAGGGUACAUUUUUAGUAUCAGUAACUGUCUUCACAGUUUGUUAACAAUUCUCUUAAGAAACUGUGGAGCAUUAGGUAUCUAGGAGCCAUACAGAUGGGUGCACUGUUUGAAAGUGAGUAUACAUUUUUUUCCCUCAACGUAUAUACUACUGAUUUCAUUUUUUAAAGCAUGGCUUUCAAGUGAAUUAAUUUCUCGAAAGACUUGCUUCCUGAGUCCUUAUUACCUCUUGUUGAAGCCUCUCAAGGCCAUGUGGAAAGCUAGAGAGAAAGAGAGAGAGAGAAAAAAAAAAAAAAAAAGACUAGUGCACAGUUAUCUCUUUCGCAGCAGUGGCUAUAUUUUGAGUACUUUGUGCAAAAAGAUAUUUUCACACAGCAUCUUGUGGGAAAACAGAUUAGGCCUUUAGAUGUUCCAGCUGUGAAAGUGGUUUGGUUUUGGAUUAAGUCCACUUAAAUGAGGAUUGUGAAGUUAGACCCCAUGUAUUCCUACUGAUUAAUAUUCUGUGCAUGCUCGGAAGCACAUUUUUGGCACAGCAGGAGGCAAUGCAAUGUGGUUUUCUGGUUCUAGGAUGGGACCAUAUGUAUACGUAUAUAUUUUUGUCUUUUUCCCACUGCACUUGCGGCAUAUGGAGGUUCCCAGGCUAGGGGUCGAAUUGGAGCUAUAGCCACCAGCCUACACCACAGCCAUGCAACAUGGGAUCCUUAAUCCACUGAGCAAGGCCAGGGAUCAAACCCGCAUCCUUAUGGAUGCUGUUCAGGUUCCUUAACCACUGAGCUAUGAUGGAAACUCUGGGACAAUCUUAUUUUAAAGGAUUUCUGAAUGAAUUUUUCCUCUAGCAUUUCUCCUUCAUUCCAAAUUUCCACUUACUAACUAAUGUAAUAUAAAGUAAAAAUACUUUGGAAAUAGAACAGAUUGUUUCAGAUGAAUGUAGGCUUAUAACAAUAGAAAUGAUGUACAUUAAACUACUGUGUAUAUUAAUUAUUUCAAACACUACCAUAUAGCACUUUUAAGUGUUCUGUAAGCAAAAAAUAUAUAUAGUUGUGGUUAUCAUGCAAACCACAAGAACCCUCCAAGGUUGUAAGUAGUUUGGGAUUAUUUUGGUCCUCUUUUUGAAGUUUUCUGCGUAAUGGUUUUCCUUUGGGGAUGUUAUUACUACUGCUAUAAAUCUAGAACUUAACUAUUGAUACUUGUGUUUUGAAAACAGUGUUCACCUUUGGACAUUAUCCAUGUUUGGAGAGUGGCAUACCACUUUACCUGUGCUUAUUGUGAACACAGGAAUUUGCCCCAAAUUUCUAUCUUUUUGUAGAUGGAUUGUAGCACAAUAAUUAAUGAAUUUUCAGUGGUACCUCUCAAUAUUUUGGGAACUUUGCAAACCUAAGUAUCAGAUGUACUUUUUUUUUUUUUAAUUGUUAUUACCAUGUAACACAGUGUCUUCUCUUUAGCCAAACUGGUGAACAAACAUAUAGAAUUGUUUCACUGAUGUGGAAUGUUGACUACCGGCAGUUUUAUAAGUACAAGUCAGAAAGAGGCAGGACAGAUGGCCUCUUGUACUGAACGCUUCAAGAACUUAAUUUGUCCUAGUUUUCUGACAAAGACUUGACUCUGGUUUUCAUAGAGCUUGGUUUUUACCUAUCAUAGAGCAGAUUAGAUGGUAGUGAUGCACUGGUAGAGAUGGUUUUUAGUUAUUGACUCAGAAUUCAUCUCAUGAUUGAAUCUUUUAUGUUGUUUUACUGUAUGUAUAUCUACAUUGACUUAAUAAACAUGGGUUUAGUAACUUUGUGUUAAAAUUUGGCCUGGUAACAAUAUUUCAUUUUUACCUAUCAAGGAGUAGAAAAAUCUCCAUGUAUUGGUAUGUGUAUAUUGACGUUAUUUGGUACUGUAUGUGAAUGUAUUUAAAUGCUGUUCAUAGUCUAUGGCAAGCAUCAGUAAUUGGCACCAAUGGAUCAAGUUAGUCCAGUGGCAAAGUAGUCUGGUUACUCAGGAGGGCUUUGCUGGCAGCUGUUGUACUGUGUGGAAUUGUAGUUUACGGACCAGCUCUAUCCCUUAAUUUAGAUAUGGAAUGUGUUCGCCAUGAUAUUGGACUAGUCUGCUAAUUGAGGGGUGGGAGAGAGGUUGGUUUGGCCUGGUGCUCUGAAAUACAAGAACAAGAUGUCCAGCUGAGGGAGGGGGUGCUUUGACACCCUGAAUGGACCUCGUCUGUGGCGGGUUUCUUCCUCUUAGCCUUGUGAUAAGGAAACUUGAUAAAGGGGAUUGUGCAUAUUGUAAGCAAAUUUUACACAAUGUCUUAGAUGGAUACAUUCUAAAAGAGCAAAAUUCCUUUUCUGAGUCUACAUUCCAGUCAUAUUAAAAGUGCUAUGAUAUUUAACUAUGAACAUAUAAAUGGCGCAAAGGGACUUUCAUUUGUGGAUUGUGCUGUGUUUCUUAGGGUUCUCUGGCACUGAUGCCUAUACCAGCAUGUGAUAUGUGAAAUAAAAUGGAUUUUUCUACAGCUUAAUGAUUUCCCUCUGGGGAGAGUUCUGGUACAGCAAUCACACUGCCAGAUGGUGUUUAUGGGCUAUUUAUGUAAGUGGUAAGAUACUAUGAAAUAAAGGGUGCUUUCAUCAGAUGGAAACUCUUGAUGCAUGUGUUUUUGUGUGGAAUAAACUUGGGUGCAAUGUGAUGUCACUCCAUGUUGCAUUAAAUUUAAUUUCAAUUAUAUUUAUGUAGACGUAUAUCUGUCAUGCUUCUAGUUGCUUCAACCUUUGUAUCUAUAUAUUUUUUACUUAUUUUAAUAGAAAAUAUUUUAAGUGGAAAUUGAAUAAAAAUUUGAUAGUUUAAUAAAAGUCAUUGCGGUUUUUAAAAAAA
This is a messenger RNA of Sus scrofa (pig), 9345 nucleotides long. It is a transcript of the gene SLC7A11, whose product is annotated as solute carrier family 7 member 11. The record is from RefSeq and is a predicted model, not a curated record. Gene Ontology annotation, molecular function: L-amino acid transmembrane transporter activity. Lineage: Eukaryota; Metazoa; Chordata; Mammalia; Artiodactyla; Suidae. Gene Ontology annotation, biological process: amino acid transmembrane transport. Gene Ontology annotation, cellular component: membrane.